AAUUCCGUUGCACCAUUUGCCUCAAAAGAAUUUCCAUUCCACUAGUUACCCAAGAACCGCUGUCGUAGAAUCCGCGCGUGUCAAGACAAGCAAACACCAUUGCAAUUCACAGAGUGUAGCUGGAUGUCCAAGCAAAAAGACCAGCAGUAUAUAAAACGCCGUACUCUUCCCACAUGUUCUUCCGCCUCCACACUUCACAGGGCGCCAGCCAAGAGAGGGGCGGAGAAUCUUUCGCCCUGAAAAAGAGCAAAGUGUCAGCCCUUUCCCCCGGUUCCUAAGUUUUGGUACUACUCCAGUCUCCAGCUGCAUCAUCAUUCUCCCCAUUCCUUUCCCAACGGAACCAGCAGAGCUCGCAUCGCAAGCAACAAAAGAGAAGGACGAACCAGGCGCAGCAGCAGCAGCCGCCCGCCGCCACACGGACACGCAGCAGCAGAGCGUCGCCGCCGCGGUCCUGUCUGGAGCCAUGGGGGACGCCGCCGUAAACCACCCCGUUGUCGCGGCGGGAGGAGACGCUGGGCAAUCGAGCUUCCCCGCCGCCGCCGGCGGGUUCGUCGCCCUCGACGUCGGCGCGCUGUCGUCUCUGGCCGGCGACGCCGGCCUGCCGGGCACGCCCACCGCGCCGCCGCGGACACCCAAGGUGAUGAGGUCGCUGUCGAGGAAGGGCGACAGGAAGCCGCCCCCGCCCGACGCCGAUGCCAACGGCACCGCCGGUGGCGGUAGUGAGCGGCCGCAGCUGUUCGUGCACGUGGCGGCCGGCGACCUCGGGGACGCGCCCGGCAGCGCGCGGCUGGUCGUCCACACGCCGCUGGCCGGCACGCCCGGAAGCAAGUCCCGGCGGUUCGGCAGGCGCCCGGCGCCAUGGCUCGAUCCCCGGAGGGUCGUCUUCCUCUUCGCCACGCUGUCCAGCGUCGGAACGCUGAUCCUCCUCUACUUCACGCUGUCCAUGAGCAGAGCGGACUCCAGUAGUGGCGGCGGCGGCGCCAGCGACGCCCGGUGAGACGCCGGCCGUCGAAAGCGAAGGGGCAUUUUGCCUGAUCUGAGAAUUUUCGAACUUGCAGAGAAUGAGAAGAAUACCAUAGUCCAGCUAUAUGAAACAAAGGUGUGCUGCUGCGUGAGACUGAGAGGAUAAUCUCAUGGAUGAAUAUAGAGUGAACCAAAGACAGCGAAGGAAUCGAGCCGGAUGGGGAGUUUGAUGGAGAAGUUUGUGAUGGCAGACAUCCUUGUUUCUUCUUUUGUUCUCUCUUUUUUUUUUCUGAUUUUCUCAAAAAAGGGAUACAUGUCACUUUUACAGGGUAACAGAUAAUACUGGAUUUUUAUUCCCCCCUGAUGCUUAAAACACAAACAGACAAA
This is a messenger RNA of Sorghum bicolor (sorghum), 1350 nucleotides long. RefSeq lists its product as uncharacterized. The record is from RefSeq and is a predicted model, not a curated record. The transcript is spliced from 5 exons. Bases 464 to 997 code for a protein of 177 amino acids. Lineage: Eukaryota; Viridiplantae; Streptophyta; Magnoliopsida; Poales; Poaceae.